Molecule: messenger RNA, 1494 nt
Organism: Gaeumannomyces tritici R3-111a-1
Lineage: Eukaryota; Fungi; Ascomycota; Sordariomycetes; Magnaporthales; Magnaporthaceae
Product: CaaX protease
Exons: 4
Coding region: 250-1218 (322 amino acids)
Biological process (GO): CAAX-box protein processing
Cellular component (GO): endoplasmic reticulum membrane
Molecular function (GO): metalloendopeptidase activity
Source: RefSeq, a predicted model, not a curated record
CUCAAACCGUCACCCCAACCCGUCAGCCCGUCAUCCAUCCGGCCCAGCCCUCUCUAGCGCUAGGACCACCAUUUCGAGCCUUGCCGUCCAAUCAACCACGCCGAACCGCCCAAAAGGCAUCGCCAACAGAUCUCGUGUAGAGUUGCUCCUAUCAUAAUCGUCGACUAGGUUCUGCCAGAUUUCCUGUGCGACUACGCUGGGAUCGCGCCAUUGCAUCCCGCGUCAAUCGUCGUCGCAAAAGCGCCAAAGAUGCCGUCCAUCAGAGGCAUCGUCGAUAGGAUCGGCAAGUAUGUCCACUACGGCGCCAAGCCAGAGGCUCCACCCCCGAUCACCACCAGAACCGCCGUCUUGCUUCUUGUCGCAUAUACCGUAAUCUAUGUAGCCCCGUUUUACCUCUCGUCCCGGACGAGGCCGUCGGCCCAGCUGUCCAGGGACGCCCCGUCCGUUAUCAAGGCUAGGGUCGCAUCGGUCACGCUGUCUUGCAUCGCCUGCUCGGCCGUGACAUUCUACAUGGUCACAAAGGACGGCCACGUCUCGUCCGAGGGCGCCCUCCAUCUGCUCGGCUACUGGCCCAUCGGCCUGGCCGAGUCUGCCAGGUCCCUGUUCUUGACUGCCCUCCUCUUCCUCGGCCCUCUGUUUGAGAACAUCGUCGUUGAGGCUGGUUGGAAGGACUGGAUGGCGCUCAGGCCCCUCUACGACCUGUUCGGCGAGUGGACGACAUGGCGGAACAUUGUCGCUGGCCCAUUCACCGAGGAGGUUCUCUUUCGGUCUGCCGGGGUGCCUCUGAUGCUUCUAGCACGGACGUCGGUCUCCAAGACCAUCUUUCUGUCGCCCGUGGUCUUCGGGCUGGCGCAUCUGCACCACUUUUACGAGUUCCGCCUCACGCACCCUCGGGUGCCGUGUGUGCAGGCCGCACUGCGCUCCGUGUUCCAGUUCGCCUUCACGACCCUGUUCGGCGCCUAUGCCACCUUCCUCUACCUCAGGGGUGGCAGCCUGCUAGCCGUGACACUCGUGCACGCCUUUUGCAACUCCCUCGGCCUCCCACGGUUCUGGGGCCGCGUCAGGGUCGUCACCGCCGACGACCCCGACGGCGAGAGGUCCGCGUCGCCGCUGUGGACCGUGGCAUACUACGUGCUCCUGCUCGCCGGCGCCACACUGUUCUACCGGAACUUUUGGACCCUCACCCAAAGCCAGAUGGAGCUGAUCUCGCUGAAAUGAGCCUAAAGCUCGGGGAUAUCGACAGUCCUAGAUAAACAAGGUGCCGAGAACAAGAGUAAACAAAUGUAGAUUGCUCGCUUGCUGCGAUGCCUUCUUCGCUGGGUAUGGGUCUCAAUUUGUUUGCUGGCGCUGUCUUUACUGGCGUCUUUCAGCUUCUAUAGUUUUCUUCCCCUGCUUUGGUUGUCGGGACAGGGUUUGUGUAGGUAGAUUUGAUAGGUUACUGUGAACCGCAGAAGCAUGGCAUCGAAUUCACUUGCUGCCUGUGUUUUCCCCACA